This is a messenger RNA of Batrachochytrium dendrobatidis JAM81, 4233 nucleotides long. RefSeq lists its product as uncharacterized. Bases 1 to 4119 code for a protein of 1372 amino acids. NCBI's taxonomy places the organism in Eukaryota, Fungi, Chytridiomycota, Chytridiomycetes, Rhizophydiales. The record is from RefSeq and is a predicted model, not a curated record. Gene Ontology annotation, molecular function: protein binding. The transcript has 12 exons.
AUGGAGUCUUAUCCUCUUGAAUUUGUGCUGCAUCAAGUGCCUUUGGUUGCUGUGGUGGGUCUGUCGUGCUAUUCUGUCCUGCCUCCACUCCCCGUCGAUGUCGAUAAAAACUCGCCCAUGUAUCUGCGGGCUGUCCAAGACCAGACUUCUGCUCAUGUCAGAAAGCUUCUACUGACUCUACUCACGGCAAAGAACAACAUUGGUCUUUGGGACUCUCCCACUUCAAAGUCAUUAUAUAAAAUCAUGGCUGUUGACAAGUCCCAUGCAUUCCCAAAGCGCCAGCUGAUUUCUAAAACAAUUGGAACAACCCACAUGUCGUCUUUAUCUCCAAACAACCCCAACUCGUUGCUAUACCCUGAUGGCAUCAUAACACCGCACUGGCCCAGCAAGCAUCGCGAGUUGGUUCCAGGAGUUGUGGUUGGGAUAUAUGACUUGUGGGAAUCCGUCGAGCAAGUCAAUCGAAACGAUCCAUUGGGAGUACAACAGAUUUCUGGACUAGAGCGAGAUCGUGACCAAAUUUUGGCUAAUGAAAUCAACGAAAAACGAAAACAGAUACAUGAGGCUGGUUUAAAGUUUGCCAUUAUCAUAAUUGUUAAAACAUUUCAUCCAGAUGAUCCAUUUGUAGAUGAACGUUUGUCAUAUAUUCGUCGCGCUUCCAUGAUAGAUCGUCAGCACCAGUUUACUCUAUCCGCCUAUUCCCAAAAUGGCAAUAUUCCAGACCUUGUGCCAUUUGUGGAAGGGUUACAGCGAGGUCUACUUGAAAUAACUUCGGUAUAUUAUCGAGAGCACGAGAAGCGAAUUAAACGAAAAAGAGCAAAGCUUUCUCCAACUGGAAAACCAACUGGAUCUAUGCUACAGGCCAAUCCUCAUAUUCGGCCAUUAUCAUCACAGGCAUGGAGCGUUCGCUAUGAUUUUAAACUUGGGUUUUUUGCCGAGUGUCGCCAGGAUCUGGAGGCUGCGAUUAGACAUUAUGAUACAGCAUAUACUGGAAUCAUUAAUAUAUUGCACCAAUCUCAAAAGUUUGGCGGAACGUUGGCACCAGGUGGUGGAAAUUCUGGUUCGGCAGAAAUCACUCCCGGCUCUCUAAGAUGGACAGAAGCACGCAUAUUUGCAGACUCACUAAGCAUCAAGAUGUUCAAGCUGCUUCUUUAUUGUGGACAUACUGUAAACGCUCUAGUUCAACUUCAUAAGCAUUUUGUUCAUUGUCGAGAAUUUCCUGAAUUUGCCUUUACAACAGCCUCAUUUGAUGGUUCUGCCAACGAUGAAAGUAACGUUAGUGGUCUUGGACACCUUAAAAACACAACAGGUGGAGGUUCAUUCCAAUACUGGGCAUGGGCAUCCACUCAAUAUCGUGCCUUUGGUGAACUCAUUGAAAUUGCAUCGUCCAAAACCCAACUAGUGUUGCCUUAUCCACCUCCUGGAUUUGCCUCGAAUCAAGCUCAGUCUAUUUUAAACACCGUGUCAAAUACCGGGCUUAAUUUGAUUGCUGGUGAAGCUGCAACGUCUUUGUUCAGUCCAUUUAGCAGCGUAAAUCCUGUAUUCACGGUUCAGCAUGCCGGGUUUUACUACGUGUUGGCUGCUCGAUGCGCUGAAGAGCGAUGGAAUAAAUUCAAAAAAGGCAUUGCUUCCAUUAUGCCAAGUAGAACAUUGAGUCGUCAAAGUGUCAGAAAUCACAGUCGAAGUAGCUCUGUAGACUCUUUACCACCUCCUACUCCAUUGGAUCUUGAAAAUGCAACGGACCACACCAUGAAUAUAAUCGAAUUACUAACCAAAGGAUAUGAACAAUUUAAAAAGUACAAGAGCAGCCGUAUGACGCUUUAUCUGGCAUCUGAUAUUGCAAGAGUAUAUGAAGAGGGUAAAAAGUACGAUAUGGCGCUCAAGUUUUUUGAUCGUAUCGGCAAGACCUACCGCAAGGAGGGUUGGUUCACUAUUUUGGCAUCCAUUAAUCGAUGGAUGAUUAAAUGUGCGCUUCAGCUUCAACUUCAUGCAGUUGCCUUGGAAUCUAUUGUGGAACUGCUUAGCCACCAGCUCACUCCCUUGGUUUCUGAUCGCCAAGCAAUAUUCUUGGAAAUUCAAACUAUUUUGCAAGGCAAUGUUUCUCAGGCCACAUCUCUCGGACCUGAUGGUGUUCUCGAUGUCCAGCUUGAUAUGGAUCAAUUGACCAGUUUUCUCCAAUGCAAUGUUCAGCUUAAAACUUCACAAGCACAUGUGUUGGAAAGCAUUAAUUAUCAACUAGUUUUGUCAGCACUUCCUCGUGCACUCUCACAAUCGUCACGCUGCUAUUUACCAGUAAAUCGUAUUCUUGUAAAAUUUUCCAACAGCGAAUACGAUAUGUGUUUGUUACCGCUUAGUUCAAACGAGCCUACAUCUAUGCAGACUGAAAUAGCAUCUGCUCGACCCAUUGAGUUGAUUGAUUGCUGUGAUGCCGUAUACACCACUGUUCCUCAAGAAGGUGGUCGUUUGUAUUGGGUAAAGUAUGCUCCAAUCAAUAUUAUUACGGGCACAAGCAAAAUAUUUGAGGGUGUGAUAAAUGCAUCCAAGAAUCAGGAGUUGAAAAUCAUAUCCGUAUCAAUCAUUCUUGAAUCUCCUUCUAUUCGGUUGGCUAUGAUAUUCAAUAUUCAACAACGACCCUCAACUUUUACUAAAAGGCAAUGGCUUAUACUGCCAGCUGGCGAAUCUAUUCCACGAUAUAUUGGUUUACCUAAUGUUGGAGAACUUUCAUGCAUAAGAAUUGAUCAACGCGAGCUUAAAGUAUCCCACCAAUAUUCAUUUGUUUCACCAGGAUACAUUGACGAGCUGGUUCCUAUUACUAUUCGUUUGACAAACCAAGAGUCUGAAUCAAUGCAUCUGUUUAUAAGUUGCAGAGUUUGUUUUGGCUCAGAUUCAGAUGGUGCGCCAGACAUCCAUUCACGACUGGCAUUGAACAAAGUCGAUUUUGAUACACCAUUUGAUGACAAGGCAUAUAUAAGUUUGGAGCGGCCAUCAUCCCCACAACAUUUUAACUCGAUGCUUCAAAUUGAUAUGGGCACAGUCGAGCCCAAUGCAACAAUUGAUUCUGUCUUUUAUCUACGAGUUCAAUCUAAACCAGGACCUCGUGUUUUGGUCACCACUUUAUAUGGUUUCUUUGCUUCUGCACCUCUUACAAUCUCUGCUUUUCCUGGAACAUCUAUGCUUGAUUUGACAGAUACUCGACUUUUGUCAAAGCUGUGCAGCACUGAAGAUGGACAUAUAUCAUGCGAGUGUCCAUUUGAAACUAGCUCAGAACUUGCACAGUAUGGCACAGCUGCAUUGCCAAUAGAUUCGCCUACUGGCAUACUAUGUGGUACUGAUGAUAUUGAGUUGGAUAUUCAGCGGACAUAUAAGUGGUUGCUUACAUCCACUGUGCGGAUGAUCGGCAAAUGGGAGAUUGAAGUUGAACAUGCAGAACUGAAUGUUGACAAUCUACAGAACCUGUCAAGCACAGCCGUUCAAGUUGAGCCGGUUUCUCAGCCAGAAACUUCCAAAGAGUGGUUGAAGGGACAUUCCCAGGGUUACGCCUUUCGAGUUACUACACGGGUAGAUGUUCUUUCUACAAGUUUAAAGAUUGAUAUUGGUCGUCUUGCUUUAAAAUGGCGCAGAUUGAAGCCUGCACUAGGCGCUUGGACCUGUACUUUUCUUGAUAUGCCUGAACCGAAGCUAUCUCCAGAGAUUCUCCGAAUCAAUGCCACCAUACCUGGAGAUCUGGCAGUGGGAACACCCUUUGAAUUACGGUAUACGAUUCAAAACACAACCAUUCAUCUCGCUGAACUUUUAUCUUAUAUGGAAUCAUCGGAACAUUUUGUUUUUGCAGGGUAUAAACAGAUGAAUUACAAACUCUUGCCACUCUCGACACAAACUUUGACGUUUCAACUCGUUCCAUUGAGUAGUGGAAGAUGCGCUUUACCAAACUUUAAAACCAUGAAGCAAACAGACGCAGCCUUGCUAUUUUCAGAUGGAGCGUCGGGUGCAGCCGAGGGAGGUAAUACAUUUGGAUCUACUAUUCGGGACAAACUAUUUCCUGUGCUUGCUGAUAAACCUCAUAUGCAUGGAUCACGACAUGGUGAGUUGUAUGUGUAUGUUCGACCUACGAUUGGAUGGUAGCAGUUUAAAGUUUACUAGAGGUCAUUUGAAUGUAAUUUGAAUCACGUCUACUCUGUUGAAUCUGUCCAAUACUACAAUGCGAUUUAAAAAUGAACAUCAGUUUUUGAUUCAUUU